Molecule: messenger RNA, 212 nt
Organism: Perkinsus marinus ATCC 50983
Lineage: Eukaryota; Perkinsozoa; Perkinsida; Perkinsidae
Exons: 1
Source: RefSeq, a predicted model, not a curated record
AUGGAGAUUCGUGCUCAGAUAGCCAGGCUGAGGCCUGAGUGUGCCAAGGCUGGACAGGCAGAUGAGGUCCAGUAUGUCUUCAAUCUCACUCGUGCUACCGAUGUUGAUCCGGAGGAGGUAGCCGACAAGUUCGCUGAAGCCCCUCUCCUGCCGAGAAGUCGCGUUUGGACACCGGCUGUUCCCCCGGUGCCCGCUCCAAAAGACCCUCAACA